This is a messenger RNA of Cicer arietinum (chickpea), 2245 nucleotides long. The record is from RefSeq and is a predicted model, not a curated record. NCBI's taxonomy places the organism in Eukaryota, Viridiplantae, Streptophyta, Magnoliopsida, Fabales, Fabaceae.
GCUUCAGCCGCAAGAACUCCUCACUAUUAACAUAAGCUUCCAAUUUCAACCUUCGCUCUUCCUUCAAAGGGUCCCUUCACAUCCACCACCGCCGCCGCUGUUAAUUAUCGUCUAUCUCUCUUCCGUUUUCGUACCAAAGGAUUACACCUGCUUUCGUGUUAUGGAGCUCCCUGAUUCUGAAACACAGCCCAAUAGGCGUAGGAGAAAGAAAUCUUCUGUAUGGGAACACUUCACUGUUAAAACAACUGAACCAGGAUGUGCCAGGGCCUACUGUAAAAGGUGCAAAAAAUCAUUUGCUUAUAUGAAAGAUUCUAAACAAUCUGGCACCAGCCAUCUCAAUAGACACAUUUCUCUGGGAAUCUGCCAGAAAAAUCAACAAAACCAAACCCCGUGUUCCAAAACUGGUGCUGAUCUGCAGAAGAAGCGAGAAAGAACAAAACCUUACUUUGCUUCUAUCUCAUUUGACCAGGAGCAUUGCAAUGAUAAAAUUGCCAAAAUGAUUAUUUUACACGAUUAUCCACUUCAUAUAGUGGAACACCAAGGCUUCAUUGAUUUUGCACGGGCACUUCAACCUCAAUUCAAUCCACUGAGCUUCAAUACUGUCCAAGGUGAUUGUGUUGCCAUUUACCUCAGAGAGAAGCAAAAUCUGUUGAAUCGUAUUGGUGGGAUUCCUGGACAUGUCAACCUCACCUUGGACUUGUGGACUUCAAAUCAGACAUCGGCUUAUGUUUUUCUUCGUGGGCACUUCAUAGAUGGUGAUUGGAAAUUACAUAAUCCCAUUCUUAAUGUUUUCACGGUGCCAUUUCCUGAUUUGGAUGGUUCAUUAAAUCAAACUAUAGCGACCUGCCUAAAAGAUUGGCAUUUAAAGGGUCGCCUAUUUGCCGUUCUAUUUGAUAAACUCUUCUCCAAUGAGACACUGAUGGGAAAUAUGAGAGAUCAACUCUCUCUUAAGAAUCCUGUGAUCCUCAAUGGUCAAUUAUUAAGACAGAAUUGUUAUGGUCGUGUGCUCAGUUGCCUUGCAUUAGACGUUCUUUGGGAAAUGAGAGACACUAUUACUAAAGUUCGCAAGAGUGUGCAGUAUGUGAAAUCUUCAAAAUCAGUUGAACAGUUGUUUUUGGAGCUUAAACGACAACUUCAAGUUCCUACUAAAAUGGAUCUUUUAAUUGACGACAAAAAUAAAUGGGACACAGUCUACCAUAUGCUUGUUGCUGCAUGUGAAUUACAGGAAGUAUUUGCCUGUUUUGAUGCCUACGAUCCCAAUUACAGAAUGUCCCUUACAAUGGAUGAUUGGAAGCAGGUGGCAACUCUUUGUUCAUAUUUGAAGUGUUUUCACGACGCUUCUAAAAUUUUAACCAUCCAACCGUACCCAACAUCAAACUUAUUUUUCCCCGAAGUGUCAAAACUCAAGAUGCAGUUGACUCAUGCAGCAUCGAGCCCGGAUCCUUUCUGUUGUAGUUUGAUUAUGUCUCUGCAAGAGAAGUUCGAUCAGUAUUGGAGAGAAAGUUGCUUCAUCUUAGCAGUUGCUGUAUCCAUGGAUCCACGGCAUAAAAUGAAACUUGUGGAAUCCACUUUUUCUAAUAUAUUUGGUGAGAAUGCUGAGCCAUGGAUAAGAACUGUCGAGGAUGGUCUUCAGGAACUGUUCCUUGAAUAUAGUAUCAUACAAGUGCUUCCUUUUACCGAAACAAAUUUUGAUGUAGGGAAUGAUACUAUGAUGAAAACUGAUGCGUUUCAAGAAGUAUCACUUGAUGAAUCUUUUUUUCCUGCUGAAGAUGACCUUGCUGAUAUUGAAUUCUAUAUAUCUGACUUCACUACUAACCAGCAAUUUAAGUCUGAAUUGAAUGAGUAUCUGGAAGAGCCUCUAGAGCCUAAUGUACAAGAAUUUGAUAUUCUUAGUUGGUGGAAAAUUAAUGGAUCAAAGUACCCAACAUUGUCUAGAAUGGCAUCUGAUAUUUUAUCUAUGCCAGUAUCCACUCUCUCUGCAGAUUCUGUUUUUGACACAGAAAUUAGAAAAAUGGAUAACUACCGUAGUUCUUUAGAUUCUUUGACCCUCGAAGCCCUUAUUUGUACUAAGGACUGGUUCCAAUGUGAAUCAUUACCCAUUGAUGUUUCACAUGCACUUGUGAAAAUGGAGUAUUAGAUGAUAGAUUUUCCUCAUUUGGGGUCUAGUAGUUUUUAGGUAUUAAAAUGUUGAUGAAAUUUUGAUUGAGGUCAAUUAAUUUCUGUGAUUAACAGAUUUUUUUGUUUA